Thamnophis sirtalis is the source of this 1126-nucleotide messenger RNA. NCBI's taxonomy places the organism in Eukaryota, Metazoa, Chordata, Lepidosauria, Squamata, Natricidae. The record is from RefSeq and is a predicted model, not a curated record.
AUUGUUUGCUGCCAAAUGCAGUGGGUGCAUGGAAAAAAUUGCCCCCACGGAGUUCGUCAUGCGGGCGCUGGAGUGCGUUUACCACUUGAGCUGCUUCUGCUGCUGUGUCUGCGAGCGGCAACUGAGAAAAGGGGACGAGUUCGUCUUGAAGGAAGGCCAGCUCCUUUGUAAAAGCGACUACGAGAAGGAGAAGGACCUGCUCAGCUCCGUCAGUCCAGAUGACUCCGAUUCAGUGAAAAGCGACGAUGAGGACGGGGACAUCAAACCGGCUAAAGGGCAAAUAACCUCCGGGAAGGGGGGUGACGAUGCAAAAGACCCCAGAAGACCUAAAAGGCCACGGACAAUCCUAACAACCCAACAGAGAAGAGCGUUCAAGGCCUCCUUUGAAGUAUCUUCCAAGCAAGUGAUGUCCAACCGGAUGGAAGGGAUAAUGACAUCUUACACACCCCUUGCACCACCGCAGCAACAGAUUGUAGCAAUGGACCAGAGCACCUACGCCACUGAUCCUUUCCAGCAAGGUCUUACCCCGCCACAAAUGCCAGGUGACCACAUGAAUCCUUAUGGAAACGACUCCAUUUUUCACGACAUCGACAGCGACACCUCUUUAACGAGCUUGAGUGACUGUUUCUUGGCUUCCUCGGAAGUAAACUCCAUGCAAGCCAGGAUAGGAAACCCCAUUGAUAGGCUGUAUUCUAUGCAGAGCUCCUACUUCGCCUCAUGAAAAGCGACUGGCAGGGAAACCAGCCCAGCUCUUCUGAACUUCUUUCCUGAACCGAUUGUCCGCAAGGAGCUCCUUCCCGGUUUCCAGCUGGAAAAAAAAAAAACCACACACAAACACAAACACAAACACAAAGAACUUCAUACAGCCAUAUUUCCCUUGUUUUCCUCCACCCUGAUACUGGUCCCCUUGGAGCAUUGAAUUAAGGAGGCCUCUGAGAAACAGACAGGCCAGGAAUCCUCAGCCAGAAGGACAAAACGACCAGGCGUCGCUCUCAAAAAUCGCCAAGGUGGGACCAAGGAAACGCCGAUGCCCCUGUGGUUAGUUUCUCCUCGAACCCCAUCAUGGUGGUGGCAACACACUUGGGGACCUCUUCCAACAGUGCGGUGUUUUCUCCAGGCUGCCCUC